AUGCUUGCGUGCGUCCCAACAGGUAUUUGGUUGGGAAAUGAGGUAAGCGAGGCGGGGGAGGUGGGGGAGGAGGGGGAGGGGGGGGGGGGGGGGGGGGGGGGGGGGGGGGGGGGGUGGGGGGGGGGUUUUAAAAUAAGGGGGGGGGGGGGGGGGGGGGGGGGGGGGGGGGGGGGGGGGGGGGGGGGGGUGGGGGGGGGGGGGGGGGGGGGGGGGUUUGGGGUGGGGGGGGGGGGGGGGGGGGGGGUUUGGGGGGGGGGGGGGGGGGGGGGGGGGGGGGGGGGGGGGGGGGGGGGGGGGGGGGGGGGGGGGGUUUUUUUUUUUGGGGGGGUUUUUGUGGGGUUUUUUGGGGGGGGGGGGGGUUUUUUUUGGUUUUUGGGGGGGAUUGUUGAUGUGGUUUUGGGGUGGGGUGGGUGUUUGAAAAUGGUGAAGAAGAUUGUGGGGGUUGGGUGUGUUGUAAAGAGGUUGGGGUUGGUAUGA
Molecule: messenger RNA, 477 nt
Organism: Knipowitschia caucasica
Lineage: Eukaryota; Metazoa; Chordata; Actinopteri; Gobiiformes; Gobiidae
Source: the annotation of a GenBank genome assembly